Molecule: messenger RNA, 1833 nt
Organism: Theobroma umbraticum
Lineage: Eukaryota; Viridiplantae; Streptophyta; Magnoliopsida; Malvales; Malvaceae
Source: RefSeq, a predicted model, not a curated record
AUGCCUAAAAGAGAUCUUUUGAGAACAAUACCAGAGUCUCCCACGGCUCAUAAACCCAAAAUCACAGCAAAGAAACGACGGCAGCUGUUCCCAACUGAGGUUACAGAUGUUGAUGAUAUGCAGCAGAGAGUAACGGUGAAGCUAGUUCCACGGAUUGAUUUACAGGAAAUGGCUGAUAAAAUUGGUGUGGAAUUUGUGAAGAAAGCAUUUGUUCCCCCUCCUAGGUUAAUUAACAUAAUUGAAGUCAGAGAAAAGAACAUACAUGUUGAGCGAAAGCGUGAUCCUUUCACUGGAGAGUAUUUCGAAAAAAUUGCUGGAAUGAUGUUCAAAGAUGGUUUUCUGUAUAAAUCAGUCUUCAUGAAAUCAAUUAGUUAUCAUAAUAUACAGCCAAACUUUGAUGAGCUUGAAAGAUUUCUAAGUCCAGGGGAGAAUGGAGAUGGAGAUUUUUCCAAUUCUUUAUUAUCUGGAGAUACAAAAACGGAGCACUUCUCGAAGGGUGAUAAAGUUCUUGUAGUAAGGGGUGAUCUCAAAAAUAUGAGGGGAAUCGUUGAGAAGGUAGAGGACGAGUAUGCAUGCAUUAGACCAGAUAUCAAGGAUUUGCCGGAAACUUUUACGUUCAAUGUUAAAGAUAUUAGCAAGUACUUUGAGACUGGGGAUCAUGUGAAGGUUGUCUCUGGUACUCAAGAAGGUGCAACUGGUAUGGUUACUAAAGUUGAGGAGGGUCGUGGUCUUGUCAUUGUAUCUGAUGCAUCCAUGGAAGAGAUCCGUGUAUUUGCUCACUGUGUUAUGAAAAGCAGCGAAGGAACUUCUACAAACAACUGAAAGAAGGACUAUCAGUUACAUGAUCUUGUUCUGCUCAAUGAUUCCAGCUUUGGCAUAAUCAUACGGGUGGAUGGAAAAGCUUAUCACGUGCUGAAAGGAACUCCAGAGCGAGCUGAGAUCGAAGUUCUAUUGUACCGAGAUAUCAAUUCCAAGAUUGAGAAGAUGGGAACUGCAGAAGACAAAUUUAGAAAUAGAAUCUCUGUUAAAGACAUUGCGAGGAUUGUUGAGGGGCCAUUUAAAGGAAAACAAGGACCCGUUGAACACAUUUAUAGGCAGACUGUGUUCAUCCAUGAUCGCAAAAUCAUUGAUCAGGGAGGCUUUUUUUGUUUUAAAGCAAAGUCUUGUACACUUUUGGGGGGUUUAUAUGCCAGAGGUGACAUAAGGGGUGGUGUCAUGGACCCACGAGUUUCAAGUUUAAGAUCACCUCCCUGCAUUCCCCAAUCCCCAGGGAGAACACUAAUUAGAAGAGACGAGAGAAGAUAUCAAAGUGGAAGAAGUGGCCAUGAUUCCAUUGUUGGUACUAUGGUGAAAAUUUGCAAGGGUCAUUACAAGGGAUCCCGUGGUCGUGUUGUAGCCAUUAAAGGUCAUUCAGUCCGAAUUGAACUGGAGUCUCAGAUGAGGAUUGUAACAGUGGGUCGUAGUGAAAUUUCUGAUAAAGUGAAUGUUACAACGCCAGACUGCGACGCACCCCUAUAUGGUCUUGGAACCGAGACUCCAAUGCAUGUGCAUUGCUCCAUGAGAGAACCAGGUACACCAUUUCAUGAUGGCAUGAGAACGCCAAUGCGCAACUGGGCUUGGCAUCCUUAUGCAUCAAUGAGUCCUGCAAGGGACAGUUUCAGUCCUGCUUCACAACUAGAAAGAGCAGCUAGUCCGGGGUCUGGCUGGGCUAGCAGAAACUGUAGAGCUCCUGGAACUCCAAGAGAAAGCAUGACUCAUGCUAAUAGUGCAAAUAUAAUCAGGAGCCCUCCACUCCUGGUUGCAUCUGGGAUGAAACUUAUUGCAGCAACAUGA